AUGACAAUGCGCAAGCGCAGUCGACCUCGACCCAGGAUACCGGCAUUCCAAAAGAUGGCGGCCACGAAGGAUGUCAAAGUUUUGAUCGAUUUAGAUAAGCUUAAAAAGAUUGAAAUGUCGGGUAAUUCAGAUGCUAAAGAAGAACUCAAACUCAAGUAUCUAGAUGCCCUCAGUCAGGGUUCUGCUCAUGAAGAAUUCAAGGAAGUCAAUGAAGUGAAAUCCAUCAUCUCUAAGCUGAAAGAUGCCGUCCAAGAGCAGACCAGUCGGGAACUUUCGUAUGAACGAUUCCUAUUUAUCAUUGAUCAGUAUCAAGAGCAGCCCCAUCUGUUGGAUCCACAUCUUGAUGCCAUUCUAAACCAGAUGCUUGCUAUUGUCAGGAAUCCUGACACCCCUGACGAGCUACUCCAUGAAACCUUCAAGUAUAUGUAUAUCAUCACUAAGACCCGUGGCUUCAAGGUGAUAGUGAGAAUGAUGCCUCACGAAGUUGCUGAUUUGGAACCUGUGCUUGAAUUGUUGGCAAAACAAGAUGUGAACAACUUUGGUGCCUGGGAAACCCGCUAUAUGCUCCUGCUGUGGCUGUCUAUAGUCAGUAUGAUACCCUUCGACAUGGUACGCCUGGACAGCAACGCUAAAUCAGAGAGUGGUGAAGUAGUUAGGGAGCCAAUCAUGGACAGGAUAUUUAACGCGGGAAAGAUGUACCUGUUUGCCUUCGACAAGUCGAGAGAUGCCGCAGCGUAUUUGGUGGCCAAGUUCCUGACAAGACCAGAUGUGAAGAAGAUGAAGAUGGCCUCAUUCAUGGACUGGGCAAAGGAGAAGAUAGACGGAGAAAAAUGUAAAACGAUGGCUGGUGCCAGUGAAGUGGCUGGAUCCAUGUCAACUCUUGCAUAUCUCUUCAAACAUGCCAAGCGAGAAGAUCUCAUGGAUUAUGCGCCUGUGAUUUUGGAAAAAAUAAAUACGGCUAACGUAAAAGACUGCGGCAAUAGCUACCUGAGGAAAUUUGCCAUCAAAAUUGUUCAGCGUCUUGGGCUGACACUCAUGAAGUAUCGUCUAGCAUCUUGGAGGUAUCAGCGUGGAAGUCGAUCUCUGUCUGACAACUUGAAGAAGGAUGGCCCUGUGAUAUCAAAAUUGGAGCAUAAACCUGUGGCAGACGACGAUGAAGACUAUGAUAUCCCUGAUGAGAUUGAAGAAAUCAUUGAACAACUGCUUGCUGGUUUGAAAGACAAAGACACGGUUGUGAGAUGGUCUGCAGCGAAAGGUGUUGGUCGAGUGACUGGUAGACUACCAAAGGAGCUUGCUGAUGAAGUGGUUGGGAGUGUCCUGGAGCUGUUCACACUACAGGAGACUGAUGGUGCAUGGCAUGGUGGCGCACUAGCACUUGCGGAGUUAGGAAGGAGAGGACUGUUGCUUCCCCAGAGACUCAAUGAUGUCGUUCCUGUGGUGCUGAAGGCCCUUGCCUAUGACGAGAAGAGAGGGAACUUCUCUGUUGGUGCCCAUGUCCGUGAUGCAGCAUGUUAUGUCUGCUGGGCCUUCGCCAGGGCCUACGAACCAGACGAUCUUGCACCUUAUGUCAACAGUAUUGCCAGUGCCCUCAUCAUUGUGUCUGUGUUCGAUCGUGAAGUGAAUGUGCGGCGUGCUGCUGCGGCUGCUUUCCAAGAAAAUGUCGGCAGGCAGGGUCAGUUUCCCCAUGGUAUUGACAUCUUGACCACGUGUGAUUAUUAUGCCGUAGGCAUCCGGACGAACUGUUACCUGGAGUUGAGUGUUUAUGUUGCCCAAUUUGAGGAAUACACCCACGCCCUGAUUGAUCAUUUGGUGAAGGUUACAUCAAAUCAUUGGGAUGUGGUGCUCCGUGAACUGACAGCGAAAGCACUACACAACCUCACUAUCAAAGAUCCAGAGUACAUGGCAAAGACAGCGCUUCCCACUCUCAUUCCCAAGGCCACAGGAUGGGAUCUUGCCUAUCGCCAUGGGGCCAUCUUGGCUAUAGCUGAGAUCACACAUGCAUUGUCUAUCCUUGCCCAGGAAAAACAAAAAGAGCUAGUUUGUGGUUUCCCCACAGAUAGUUCAGGGAACAUUGUUGUCACUCACCGUUUAUGUGGUGUCGAAAUCGAAGCUCAUAUCUCGGGAAAAGUGAACACGACAUAUCUUAAUGAACAACUGGAUGAUGACAUGAGACAGAUUGCAAAAAAGUUGUUUGAUGCCCAACUCUUCAAGGGGCUGAGUGGUGAACUAACAAGAAAAGCAGUGUGUUGUUUGAUCCAGAAGUUAUCCAACUCCAAAAUGCCAUAUCAUGGGGACCCUGUCAUAGGAGUGUGGCAAGACCUGAUUGAUGACUGUUUGUGCCAUGCAGAGCCAGACGUCCAAUUAGCUGCAAUUGCAGCUGUUGACUCAUUCUCUACUGAGUACUACCGUCAACAGGAUGGAAGUGCUGUCCCACUAGUACAAGAAAAGCUCAUAGACAAAUAUCUCGGUCAGUUGAGAAGUAGCUCCCAAGAGCAGACUCGUCAAGGUCAUGCAUUGGCACUUGGUGCCUUUCCCAAAUUCCUCCUUUCUGGUCGGUUGAAGUCGGUGAUAGCUGGCCUGAUCGUAGCCUCAAAUAUCACAGAUAAGGAAAAACAAUGGGCUGAAGCUCGGCGGGAUGCAAUCAAGGCCUUAACCAGUCUUUGUUUAACUGUUGGCGUUGAUAAAAAUGGGUCACCAAACGAAGUCGUCUGCAAAGAAAAUAUGGGUGAUAUCUACGAAGCUUUGCUGGUUGCCCUACAAGACUAUACGCUGGACAGUAGAGGAGACGUGGGCGCUUGGGUCCGUGAAGCAGCCAUGACAGGCCUAUGGAAGAUUACUUCUCUUGUGGUCACAACAGAUGCAUCUAUGUUGACAGAGGACAUGAGCUCGAACAUGUUUUCCUCAGUCAUCCAACAAGCUUGUGAGAAAAUCGACAGGACCCGUGCCCAUGCUGGUGAAGUGUUCAUCAGUUUACUCUACCAUAGCCCAAGUGUUCCAAAUGUACCAUGUAGAGAAGAAUUGGAAAAGUACUUUCCAAGGGAGGACGUAGCCUUUAUCAAUUGGUCUGCGCCUUCAGAUACAUUCCCCCAAUUUCAACAACUCCUAUCACAGCCGGCAUAUAUGUACAGGACGUUAUUGGGGUUGACAGUCAGUGUAGGCGGGCUGACAGAAUCUUUAGUCAAACAUUCCAGCCAGUCUCUGUUUUCCUACAUGAGGAGCAUCCAAGACAACCAGGAAGCCAUGAAUAAAUUCACUGAAACACUUCUGAAAAUCAUGCAGGAUUACAGGAAGGUGGACCGAGUGACGAUACCCAUGUUUAAAAUGAUCGACCAGCUUCUUGCCAACAAUUGUUUUGAUAUGUAUGGCGAGAGAGAAAGUGAUGAAUUCCCAUUGAAGUUGUUGACUCAAUGUAAGGAGGAAAUUGCAAGAAGUUGUGAUCCACAGAAGAUUAUGUCCAGUGCUGAUGUGUUUUGUGGUCUGUUACAAUUUGCUGGCCAGACACGGCAAAAGGCUUCUAUACAAUUGAUGAUCUUCUUGUGUCACAAAUACCCAAGGGUGAGAAAGACAACUGCUAACAAGUUAUACGAAGCAGUGGUAACAUUUGAUGACAUCAUAGCAGACGAACACUUGGAUGAAGUGAUGACAAUACUGAGUGAUACCCUGUGGGACAAUCCUGUUGAAGAGCUUCGACCCAUUAGAAACCAACUGUGUGAUCUGAUAGGUGUGCCAAAACCAACAAUAACAAAGGCCAAACGCUAACCAGCAUCCAGAAAUUGAAACAUUCAGCAGGAAGGAAUCGAAGUGAAUGGACCAUUGACGAUGACACUUUGCCCAGCUCAAAUGAUUGGUACCACAUGUCUUGAAAUUGACUUAUGAAAAUUUAAUAAAUGGCAUCAAUUGACAAACAGGAUGUUUUUCAUCCAUGUUGCAUUGGUUGGGCGGAAGGGUAGCUCUGUCCUGUACCAUGUGGUCUUGAAAAUAUCAAACAUGUUUAAUUGAAUUGAAAGUGUUUCUCUACUUCUGAAGAGUUUUACCAGCAUUCACUCAGGAAAUAAAAAGACAAAAAACUGAGAAGAGUUUACAGCAUUUACUUUCGAGGUUUUUACUACAUCUGUGGUUGUAUUGCCAUUACCAAUUUGUUCAUCCAAAUCCCUGCGGCACAAUUUUGGAAAGAUAAUCAAUUUAAUUCUAAGAGGGUUGACUUCCCUGUGGAGAUGAUUAGGAGAUGCUAUGCCAUGAGAAUUUGAUUAAAUUCAAACAUUUCGAGAUCUGUUCCGGAAAUUUAUGAUUUGAAGAAGCCACCAUAUAGAGCUGAAAGAGAUGAGUGCACAAAUUACUUUUAGCCGUCACUUAUGUUUAAUUCAAUGGGAGGGCUCAUCUGAUAUGCAUCAGAAAGUGUACACAAACAUGAUAUCAUUUGUUUAAACUUUUAGGAUGAAAACCUGUACAUGUAUCUCCCAUACACAUGAACUCCAGUAUCAAUAACACCUGUGCUUUUUUUCUUUUAAACAUGCUGCAUGUUCCAUUGUAAAAGGUUAGCAACACUUCUCAUGCAUUUGAUUCAAUUGUUACAUUGACUUAGAAUUUCCUGUUACAAACAGUACCUCAGUCCUGUAAAGUAUCGAUAUCAUUGAAUUUAUAUUGAGUUUCUGGUAAAUAUGCACAUUGUGAAAAGCUUUGAAUAUCAAUUGCAUUUGAAUAUUCUUUUUUUAUAGCCUACUGCUCUAUGGUGUGACAUCUAAAGUGAACAUAGAAAUGAAAUGCAAUGCAAUGUGUCAUCUGGCACUGGGAUCAAAGUUAAAACUUUCACAAGAUCAAGUCUGCAUAUUUUAGCCAAUAUUUCAAAGAACAAGUUAUUUUGCUGUGCUCUGUGAUAUUUAUUUCAUGAUCAUGAUUUGAAUAAAUUACUCUAA
This is a messenger RNA of Lineus longissimus, 4913 nucleotides long. RefSeq names its product tubulin-specific chaperone D-like. The record is from RefSeq and is a predicted model, not a curated record. Gene Ontology annotation, biological process: bicellular tight junction assembly; post-chaperonin tubulin folding pathway; microtubule cytoskeleton organization. Bases 1 to 3759 code for a protein of 1252 amino acids. Gene Ontology annotation, cellular component: lateral plasma membrane. Gene Ontology annotation, molecular function: beta-tubulin binding; GTPase activator activity. Lineage: Eukaryota; Metazoa; Nemertea; Pilidiophora; Heteronemertea; Lineidae. The transcript has 34 exons.